Molecule: messenger RNA, 378 nt
Organism: Daldinia caldariorum
Lineage: Eukaryota; Fungi; Ascomycota; Sordariomycetes; Xylariales; Hypoxylaceae
Product: sterol-binding-like protein
Exons: 3
Coding region: 1-378 (125 amino acids)
Cellular component (GO): cytosol
Source: RefSeq, a predicted model, not a curated record
AUGGGAUUGAAGAACGACAAGUUUCCUUCCUCGGCAGCCUUCGACGCUAUCAACGAGGCGUUACAAAACGAAGACGAACGCAAAGAUGCUAUCAAGCAAGGCAACGCGGUCUUCGCCUUUACCAUCAAAAACAAUGACGGCGAGACCGAGAGCUGGCACAUCGACCUUAAAGAGAAGGGUAUCGCCGGCCCUGGUCUGGGCGAGAAGCCCACAGUUACCCUAUUGCUUUCGGAUGAGGACUUUGGCAAGCUUGUAGCUGGCCAGGCCAACGCGCAACGAUUAUUCAUGUCCGGACAGCUCAAGAUUAAGGGGGACAUGAUGAAGUCGACUAAGCUACAGCCUAUCCUGGCUAAAGCGCAAACUAAGGCGAAGCUAUGA